GCGUAAUUGCGCACAAGUGGACAAUAAGCAGCUCCGUGUGCGUGAGGAUCUCAUCGAUGAACAUGGAUCAGUCUCACCAGUGUAUUGCCAUGUAUCUGCUGGUGCUGUCUCUCGGACUUGUGAUGGAUAGAGGGAUUUGUCAGCACUACUACCUUCUCCGUCCCAUCCCGAGCGACAGUCUGCCGCUUGUGGAAUUAAAAGAGGACCCGGAUCCUGUCUUUGACCCCAAGGAGCGAGAUCUUAACGAGACUGAAUUAAAGAGCAUCCUGGGAGACUUUGACACUCGUUUUUUGUCCGUGUUACAGCCCACGGAGGACAAAUUCACCGGGAACGAUGAGCUCGAUGACUUUGAGAUCCAAAAGCCGGGGGGAGUACUCCCGAAAGAAAUCCGAGCGGUGGAUUUUGACAUCCAGUUCGGCAAGAAGCACAAGCCUAGCAAGAAACUGAAGCGGCGGCUGCAGCAGUGGCUGUGGGCCUACUCGUUCUGCCCGGUCGUGUACACCUGGACCGACCUGGGGAACAGAUUCUGGCCGCGGUUUGUGCGAGUGGGCAGCUGCCUGAGCAAACGGUCUUGUUCUGUUCCGGAGGGGAUGGUGUGCAAACCUGCGAACUCUACCCACCUGACGAUACUGAGAUGGAGAUGCGUGCAGAGGAAGGGGGGGCUAAAAUGCGCCUGGAUACCGGUGCAGUACCCGAUCAUUACAGACUGCAAAUGCUCCUGUUCGAGUUAA
This is a messenger RNA of Pelmatolapia mariae (spotted tilapia), 731 nucleotides long. RefSeq names its product noggin 1 (gene nog1). Bases 57 to 731 code for a protein of 224 amino acids. The record is from RefSeq and is a predicted model, not a curated record. The transcript has a single exon. Lineage: Eukaryota; Metazoa; Chordata; Actinopteri; Cichliformes; Cichlidae. Gene Ontology annotation, biological process: osteoblast differentiation; negative regulation of BMP signaling pathway; dorsal/ventral pattern formation.